Molecule: messenger RNA, 1148 nt
Organism: Prorocentrum cordatum
Lineage: Eukaryota; Dinophyceae; Prorocentrales; Prorocentraceae
Source: the annotation of a GenBank genome assembly
AGUUAGCCGUGUUGGCUCAGGAGCCAAACACGAAACACGGCACCUCGAUUGACGGCGAGGACCCUGAGUUCGGGUCAUCGUUUGUUCUCUUCGCUCGCAACCUGUUUACGGCCAUGCUAGGACCGUUGAAGUCUUUGUUCUGGCCAAAGGAUGAUCGCGUCGCCGCGGGCGAGAAGCUUGCGUCUCCGGGGCUGGAGACGCUCGGCACCAAGCAGCGCAAGCCAACUUUGCAGAACGUGAAGGCGGAGGACUACGCGACCCCCGACAAGUACCUCGAGGGCGCCGAGAUCCCCACCUUCUACCAGUUUCAGAGCAACCUUGUCGCGGACGAGGACCUGAAGCCCGGAAUGGUCCGCGUGCUCGAGGUGGACAAGCGCCUCACGCUGCCCACGCGGACGCACAUCCGCUUCCUGGUUACCGGACAGGAUGUCAUCCACAGUUGGUCCGUUCCGUCCCUCGGCGUCAAGACGGAUGCCACCCCGGGCCGCAUCAACCGCAUUACCACCUUCAUCCAGCGCGAGGGCGUGUUCUAUGGGCAGUGCUCGGAGCUUUGCGGCACGCUCCACGGCUUCAUGCCCAUCGUCGUAGAGGCCGUGUCCCCGGAGACCUACGCGGCCCACGCCAAGAAGUGGUAUAAAGAGUGAGCCGUGCGGUUUCGAAUAGGUGCCAGGGCUUCAUCCUCAAAAUCCGCCCUCCUCUUACCUCCCCCCCCGCCUCUUCUCCGGACGGAGGCGACAGUCGUCGUCUGGCGGCCGCUUUCUCGCGCGCUCCGAACCCGCCGAUGUGUUCCACCAGGCUUCCGACUCCAUGCCGCUUCCCGCGUUGAGCAAGAUAAAAGAUGUCUUCCGCCGGCGCCCCCCCCGGAGAUCAAUUCUGUGCCUUGAACGAACGCCCACCAGGGCAAAUCGAUUCAGGAAUUAUGAACUGGUUCACUGGACAUUGGCAGUUGAGUGUGCUGGUGCAGUCCCCAGUCGCUCUCGCCAAGGGACGUGCGUUCCGCAGGACACAUUCGGUUAUUCUCGGACGUCGAGUAGCUGUCCCGGUAGGCUGCACUCGAAGUGCGAUGCCAUGCGCAGGUGGAGUGCAGAUGGCAGCGUACACUAGAGGGCUUUUUGCGCAAGGGUGUUCUGUCAAUCUUCGAAAGAGGC